Molecule: messenger RNA, 7062 nt
Organism: Myxocyprinus asiaticus (Chinese sucker)
Lineage: Eukaryota; Metazoa; Chordata; Actinopteri; Cypriniformes; Catostomidae
Product: neurexin-1a
Exons: 22
Coding region: 976-5430 (1484 amino acids)
Source: RefSeq, a predicted model, not a curated record
CCUGAGAAACACAUCGCACCUUGACUUGCACACAGAACAGGGAACGAUAUCUCUUCUUUUAUACAUUGACAAAUGAAACCCUAACAUUUACAAGGAAAAAAUGCGUAAAUAUGAACAUUUUAGUAUUGAAUCUUAAUUGGUUGUUGGCUCCGUUCUGAUUAUUUAUUUAUUUAUUUAUUUAUUUAUUUUUAAAACCUAUUGGGACUUUGGAGAUCCGCAUACGCAGUUUUAUCGCUCCCAUUUCUUCCGCUCAUUCGACACCGAUGCAGUGAUUUUUUUUUCUUCUUAUCAGACGAAAGCCUGAAUCGAUAUGGAGGCAAUCAACCAGGUCCAUCGGUGAGGUUGACCUGUCAAGGGGCGCACAAUGGUCCAUUUCUCAAGGUUAUGGAUCAAUAUGUCAAAACGGAUGUGAAUUGAAGGUUUGUGAACACUGAGGGCCCUAUUCGGGCCUGCACGUUAACACUGCAAAGUUUGUAUUUUUAUCUACUUUCAGUUUAGUGCUGAGUAUAGGCCUACACAAUGACUUUUUUAACUAGACGUAAAUGACCCUAAAUUUAAUGACACUCUACACCCCAGAUGAACUCUAUGCUUUAAAGCACCACACAUGGCUGCAAUUUAUAUAGAUACUUUGAUGACUCGGCCCCACUGUAGCACACCUGGAUUCCACUGAAAGUUUUUAAAGUUAAAUAUUAGCCUUAUUUUUUUUAGUAAACCAUUGUUUUAGGCAAAAUUUAAUCACUUUAUUGAUCUGAUUUGUAUUCAGAUUGUUCAGGUUACCUUUAACCUGAAAAUAGUUGGCCGUAAUACAGCCCUCUCCCUUUCUCAGUGAACAAUGAAUAAAUUAUCCCAAAUGUAUAGCAGUCCUGUAUGCUAUAGGUAGCUUUGUCACACUUUAGUAGCAGACAACUAAGAGAGCUGAACAACUGUAGUUUUUUUUAUUAGUUCUGUUGUUAGUAACUUCCUUUCCUAAUCACAAUGAGCUUCUCAAUGAGGAACGGCGCACAUUUAAUCUGGAUAGGCCUGUUGGUUUGUUGCCUUGUUGAUAUGGGGGCUAGCAUGGAGUUCACAGGUGCAGAAGGCCAGUGGGCGAGGUUUCCUAUGUGGAAUGCCUGCUGCGAGAGUGAAAUGAGCUUCAACAUGAAGACAAAAAGUGCUCAUGGACUUUUAGUGUACUUUGACGAUGAAGGAUUCUGUGACUUCUUGGAACUGCUCAUCCACAACGGUAGACUUAGUUUGCGUUUCUCCAUCUUCUGCGCUGAGCCAGCAACAGUACUCUCUGACACUGCAGUCAAUGACAGCCGCUGGCACGCUGUUACCUUGCGCAGGAAUUUCAAAAACACUACACUAGUUGUGGAUGAAGAAAUCAAGUGGGUGGAGGUUAAGUCUAAAAGGAGGGACAUGACAGUCUUCAGCCAUUUAUUCUUAGGAGGGAUACCUCCUGAACUGCGAUCUGUAGCACUACGCCUCACAUCUUCAGCCAUCAAAGAUCAGGUCCCAUACAAAGGAUGGAUAAACAAUCUGAGAGUGAAUGGUUCCGAGCCAGUGCUCGUUGGUAGUGAGGGAAUCAACAGUGACAUUUGCGAAGACGACCAUAUUUGCCUGAACGGAGGAGUCUGCAGUAUCGUCAACGACAAGCCCAUUUGCGACUGCUCUGAAACGGGAUUCCAGGGAAAAGACUGCAGUGAAGAAGAGGCCUAUGUCGGAGGUCUUGCACACCUGAUGAUGGGCGACCAAGAGAGAGAGGAGUAUGUGGCCACCUUCAAGGGUUCAGAGUAUUUCUGUUACGACCUCUCCCCGAACCCCAUCCAGAGCAGCAGUGAUGAGAUUACGCUCUCCUUCAAGACCCUGCAGCGCAACGGACUGAUGCUCCACACCGGAAAGUCUGCAGACUAUGUCAACCUGGCGCUGAAGAACGGCGCUGUCUCGCUGGUCAUCAACCUGGGCUCUGGGGCCUUCGAGGCCCUGGUGGAGCCCGUCAAUGGGAAAUUUAAUGACAAUGCCUGGCAUGAUGUGAAGGUUACCAGGAACCUUCGUCAGCACUCAGGCAUUGGACACGCUAUGGUUACAAUAUCCGUGGAUGGAAUUCUCACCACCACUGGAUAUACACAAGAGGACUACACCAUGCUAGGCUCUGAUGACUUUUUCUAUGUCGGGGGUAGCCCCAGCACUGCCGAUCUGCCCGGAUCCCCCGUUAGCAACAACUUUAUGGGCUGCCUGAAAGAGGUUGUGUACAAAAACAACGACGUAAGGCUCGAGCUGUCUCGACUGGCCAAGCUAGGUGACCCCAAGAUGAAGGUGAGCGGUGUGGUGGCCUUCAAAUGUGAGAAUGUGGCUACUCUGGAUCCUGUCACCUUCGAGACGCCAGAGUCAUUCAUAACUCUUGACAAGUGGUCAGCCAAAAAAGCUGGUUCCAUCUCCUUUGAUUUCCGCACCACUGAGCCCAACGGUCUGCUCCUCUUCAGCCAUGGAAAACCCAAACCGCAGAUGCAAAAAGACCCCAAGAGCCCCAAGACCUUGAAGGUGGAUUUCUUCGCCAUAGAGAUGCUGGAUGGCCAUCUGUACCUUUUGCUCGACAUGGGCUCGGGAACCACCAAAACCCAUGCUGUCAACAAAAAGGUCAACGAUGGGGAAUGGUACCAUGUGGACUUCCAGAGAGACGGAAGAUCAGGCACCAUCUCUGUCAACUCCAUCCGCACUCCCUACAAUGCUCCUGGAGAGAGUGAGAUCCUGGACCUGGAUGACAUACUCUACCUGGGCGGCCUGCCAGAGGACCGUGCUGGGCUGAUCUUCCCCACUGAGGUGUGGACCGCUCUGCUGAACUAUGGCUAUGUGGGCUGUGUGCGAGAUCUGUUCAUGGACGGCCAGAGCAAGGACAUCCGGCGAAUAGCAGAGGUGCAGAGGGCGGUGGGGGUGAAGCCGUCCUGUUCUAAGGAACCUCCUAAGCAGUGUCUGAGUAAUCCCUGCCUUAACAGCGGCACCUGCAGGGAGGGCUGGAACCGCUAUGUGUGUGACUGCACUGGGACAGGCUAUUUGGGUCGCUCCUGUGAGAGAGAUGCCACCAUCCUCAGUUAUGAUGGCAGUAAAUUCAUGAAGAUCCAGUUGCCAGUAGUGAUGCACACUGAGGCGGAGGACGUGUCGCUACGUUUCCGUUCUCAGCGUGCCUAUGGUGUUCUCAUGGCAACCACCUCCCGGAACUCUGCUGACACACUGAGACUGGAGCUGGACGGAGGGCGUGUCCGACUCACUGUCAAUCUAGACUGUAUCAGGAUUAACUGUACUACCAGUAAAGGUCCAGAGACCAUAUUUUCGGGCCAGAACUUGAAUGACAACGAAUGGCACACAGUUCGUGUUGUCAGGAGAGGCAAAAGUUUGAAGCUAACAGUGGAUGACCUGCAGCCCUCUGAAGGUCAAAUCACGGGGGACCACACGCAGCUUGAGUUCCACAAUGUGGAAACUGGCAUCGUCACAGAGAAGCGUUACAUGCCUGCCGUGCCUUCCAACUUCAUUGGACACCUGCAAGGCCUUUCCUUCAAUGGCAUGUCCUACAUUGACCUGUGCAAGAAUGGGGACAUCGACUACUGUGAAUUGAAUGCCAUGAUCGGCUACAGGAGUAUUGUGGCAGACCCUGUGACCUUCAAGUCUCGCUCUAGCUACGUGACCCUGCCCACCCUGCAGGCCUACUACUCCAUGCACCUGUUCUUCCAGUUUAAAACUACCUCCCCAGAUGGUCUCAUCCUUUACAACAGAGGAGACGGCAAUGACUUUAUAGUGGUGGAGCUGGUUAAAGGAUAUCUUCAUUAUGUGUCAGAUCUGGGGAAUGGAGCUCACCUCAUCAAAGGAAACUCCAACACACCUCUAAAUGACAACCACUGGCACAAUGUGAUGAUUUCACGAGAUACAAACAACCUCCACACUGUCAAAAUAGACACCAAAAUCACCACACAGACUACCAUGGGAGCCAAGAACCUGGAUCUGAAAGGUGAUCUGUAUGUGGGAGGUGUGGCCAAAGAAAUGUAUAAGGACUUGCCAAAGCUGGUGCAUUCUAAAGAAGGCUUCCAAGGCUGCUUGGCAUCUGUAGACCUGAACGGCCGUUUGCCAGACUUGCUGUCAGACGCACUGUCUAAUGCUGGCCAGGUGGAGAGAGGAUGUGAAGGUGAGGAAAACGGACCAAGCACUACCUGUCAGGAGGACUCCUGCUCCAAUCAGGGCGUGUGUCUGCAGCAGUGGGAGGGCUUCAGUUGCGACUGCAGCAUGACAUCAUUUGGAGGACCGCUCUGCAAUGACCCGGGAACAACAUACAUAUUUGGACGAGAUGGAGGGCUUAUUGUGUACACAUGGCCACCCAAUGACAGACCAAGCACACGAGCUGACCGGCUGGCUGUCGGCUUUAGCACCCAGCAGAAGGACGCAGUCCUGGUUAGGGUGGACAGCUCAUCUGGCCUAGGAGAUUACCUGCAGCUUCAGAUUGAAAAAGGCAAUAUCAAAGUGGUGUUCAAUGUGGGCACUGAUGACAUAAACAUUGAAGAAACCUCAAAGUUUGUAAAUGAUGGAAAGUACCACAUAGUUCGCUUUACAAGAAGUGGCGGUAAUGCCACCUUGCAGGUGGAUGAUCUGCCAGUCAUAGAGCGCUACCCAACAGGCAACAUUGAUAACGAACGCCUGGCGAUUGCUAGACAGCGAAUCCCAUAUCGGCUUGGUCGAGUAGUUGACGAAUGGCUACUCGACAAAGGUCGGCAGCUCACCAUCUUCAACAGUCAGACCACCAUAAAGAUCGGAGGCUGGGAGAAGGGCAGUCGGCCUUUCCAGGGUCAGCUCUCAGGGCUUUACUACAAUGGCCUCAAAGUGCUCAACAUGGCCGCAGAGGGCGACCCCAAUGUGCGUGUGGAGGGCAGUGCACGGCUGGUGGGAGAUAUGCCCUCCUCUUCUAUUACUCCCCAGUCCAGUGCUUCCGCCACGGGCAACCGCUCAGAGACGUCACCCUCCAUCACUGACAUCACCACUACAACUGCAUCCAACCGCCAGGGCAAGCAGACAACAACGCCACAGGAUGAUCUUCUGGUAGCAUCAGCCGAAUGUCCCAGCGAUGAUGAGGAUAUUGACCCAUGCGACCCAAGUUCAGGUGGGUUAGCUCACCCUCCGUUGCCUGAGGCGAAGGGUUACCCAAGCCCGGAGGUGAUUCGGGAAUCCAGCAGCACCACAGGCAUGGUCGUAGGCAUCGUCGCAGCAGCCGCUCUCUGCAUCCUAAUCCUACUCUACGCCAUGUACAAAUACAGGAACCGCGACGAGGGCUCAUACCACGUGGAUGAGAGCCGUAACUACAUCAGUAACUCCGCGGCACAGCCCAACGGAGCUGCUGUCAAAGAGAAACCCAUUGGUGUGCCAAAAAAUAAAAAAGAUAAAAAGAAUAAGGACAAGGAGUACUACGUCUGAUCUCACAGACAUUAUCCCCCUUCGCAAUCCACCCACAAAUCCUGUGCUCUGAACUCACAUGCAAAGGGGAGAUCAACCUGUGUAUAGUAAUUGAGAAAAAAAAGACAACACCGUCUUAGUUUUACCUAAGACAUGAUAUACUGUUACUAAACAAGUGAAAACAUACUUUAUAACCAAGCACACAAGAACUUUACAAAGCUUAAAAGUGUGUACAAAAUAAAAUGGGCAGACAAUAGACUGCGCAAGCACCCAGGACUUGGAGAGACUCCAUGUAGUCGACCCAGCUGUGGAUGGGGUAGGUCACGUCAGCCUUGUAUGUUCGAGUGUAUUGCUGAGAGACAAGGCCGCUGGUUAGAAUUAAGUGUAUUUCAUAUUAUGUUUCCUGUAUAUGUAUUGCUGGAAAAAUUUUCCCUCUAAAGCCAGAAACACCAUGAACAUCUGCAACAAUCCAAACAGACACUCAUUUGAUGGGGUUGGAAAAGGAAUGAAGGACUUAUCAAUGAGAUGCUACCUAUGAUUGUUAAAUCAGCCAAAGUUUUUGACUCCCUUUUCUGAUGGCAGUAUUGCAAGUUGGGAUACAAAAGGACCACUCUGUGUAGGAUCAGAACUGAUAUCCAUAUGGCGGACAAAUCCCCUGGUGUCAAAGAGAAUUGUGGAGGCCUUAAAUAUCAAUCCAAGUGUAAAGGGUGUAGGAUUUUCUUCUAUUUGUAUGCUUGUCAAAAAUAAUGACAGAUUACGCUGAUGAUGACGAGGAAUACUGGGGCCAUUUGGGAUAGACUGAGAAGAACUUCAUGCACGUAAAGUAUCUUAUUACAUGUUUAUAUACGGUGCAAAGACUAUCUGUGUGCUCUCUGGACUGUGGCUGAAGUGGUGUUUAUAGCCUGUUAUAUAGAUGAUGCCAACUACAGUAUACCUGCUCUUCAAACUUUUUUUUUUUUUAGAAAAUACAAAGGCGAAAACCUCGAAAAACAGACAGAUUAAAUUAAAUGUAAAUGUGUUGCUAUAGCGUUAGAACCGUUUCUGCCAUUAGCUAUAAAGAUUUUAUUUUCCCUCCUUUAUGUUCAUCUUCGACAUCUCUGUUAUUUUUGACAUAUUCCUUUUUUUUUUUCUUUGUAUUUAAUGUUACGUCAACAUGAAAAGGCUCUGUCAGGUUCUGAAAAGCAAACAGACAUGUGGAAAAUGAAAUAAGAUUUUGGUCUGUUUAAGCAAUAUCCUCUUGCUUGUCUUAGUGACCAACCAAAUUAUGCAUGGUAUUUAGGACUCAACUUUAGAUCAACAGAGAGACAAUAUCAUAAUCUCAAAGUAACAAUGAAUUCAGUCCCUGAAAUUUGAGUAUUGGGUAAUAGCUUAAAAGAUCACAAAGAUAGAAAAGAACCCUUCAAACAUGUUUGCAAGCAUCCUCUCUGCUAUCUUGUACAGUGCAGAAUGUACAAGAGGUAUAAAAUAUAUGACAUUCUGAAUAAAAUGUUUGCUUUUUGUUUUUUGUGUUUUUUAUUUGUGUACAAUUUUUCUAUAAAACCUUCUUUUGUUUUUAUUGUGACAAUUCUUUGAUGACCUCAAAGUGAAGAUUUAUUAUGAAAAAAUAGUUUUGAAAAAUCAAAUGAAUAAAUAAAAUAUUAAGACCUGAAAGAA